This is a messenger RNA of Pseudocercospora fijiensis CIRAD86, 1230 nucleotides long. RefSeq lists its product as uncharacterized. Gene Ontology annotation, molecular function: protein kinase activity; ATP binding. Bases 1 to 1230 code for a protein of 409 amino acids. Lineage: Eukaryota; Fungi; Ascomycota; Dothideomycetes; Mycosphaerellales; Mycosphaerellaceae. Gene Ontology annotation, biological process: protein phosphorylation. The transcript has a single exon. The record is from RefSeq and is a predicted model, not a curated record.
AUGUCGCGCGUGCAAACUAGCAGAGCCAACAAGUACGGCCCAGCCUUGGGUUCCAGCACUCGCGGUAGCCGAUCCGUCCUUAGCAGGAUGGCUUCCAACACCGUCUCGACCUUCAGCACCGCCGUUGCCACAAUCACUGGUAAGAUCAUCAUCGGCCCCACCCCAACAAGCAUUUACGAUCAUCUAAUUAAGCAGGAUGUACUGACUCUUGACCCCAGCGACGUCCUCGAGACAAUCCAUCACCAUGGUCCUACUGGCGAUGGGCAAGUAACAAUCGUCAAGUCCAAGACCACCGGUCAAUGUUUCGCUCGGAAAGUCACCCAUCAAACACCUCUUAAUAGCCACAACACCAGCGCUUGGGACUUCGGUCCGUGGAAGAAGCCAAACGAGGUUCAUGUCUUCGAGGUUUCUCGCCUCAAAGACCACCCUCAUCCACGAAUCCUCUCUUUCACAGCCCUCCGCGACGAUAAGCCAGGUCAACAUGUUCUCUGGUCCAGAUUCUGCGCCGGUGGCAAUCUCGCCGAACAAAUCGACUUCUGGCGCGUACGCAGACGGACAGAGGUUCCCCAUCAAUUCUUCCUGCACAUCGUCGUCCAGACGUUCGAAGCGAUAGCUUUCCUUCAUAACGGCCUUCGAUAUGCUGGCAAUGGCAAAUACUACCGAGAUGGAAACCACAAGACCAUCGUACAUGGCGAUCUAAAGGGCGAGAACAUCUUCCUUCGUUGGAGCUCUGAAAACGUCGGUGGUAUGCCAGAUCUCGUUGUCGGCGACUUCGGAACGAGCAUCGUGGAAGAUCACCCCGGGGUACGAGUCAUGCCAGGUACGUUGGUUUACAACGCUCCAGAGAUCCAGGCAAUCUAUGGCGACAAUCCCAUCAAUGAAGACCACUUCGACCUGUAUUUCCGAGCCGGAGCCGCCAAGACACCUCCAACGGACAUCUAUACCCUUGGAGUUUUGCUCUACAUGAUUGCAGCGAAGUCUCGAUUUCCGUUCCCCGCCGACAGAGACCUUUCAGAGCUGCGCAUUUCUCGCGAUUAUGAGAUCGAAGGCCUCGAGGACUUCAUCGUCAAGUGCUUGCAAGCUGAUCCUGGCAAGCGUGCCACCGCUGACUACGAUGAACAGACUGGUAUCAUGCAGGCUGUUGAUAAGUUCCGAGACUUACGCGACUCCAUGAUCACCAAGAAUUCGGCUCUCGGUCCUACAGACUGGCUUCACCCCGAGCGACGGUAA